AGCGGGUUUGGGUGGGACUUCCGGCUAGGGGCUUUGGAGGGAACUUUAACCAAAACAAUAACGCAUAUUAAAAAAAUAGUUUUUCAUAGCUUGUAUUGAUUUAUUCAUUUAUAAAUGUGAUUCUAUUUCACCAUUUAAGAUAGUGCCGGGAUAUUUAAGGAUGUGCAUUUGUGUAACUGAAUUUAAAAUGCUAAUUCAGACAUUAACCCAAACAUUUCCAUUUGCGAGUGCGUUAUUUCCUUAGGCUAAAGCUUCGUUCGGAGCUCUCUCGUAGCUCGUUGUUAGAUAACUCGGAAAAUGUCUGUGCUAACAUAGUUUCAUUUAUAUGCAAACUAAUUUGGUGAUGGAUCGUUUUAGGAAGAAUUUGGCCAGCCAGCUUUGUGAUGCAGUGAACGACGGGAAUCCCAGGUCUGUGCAGCUGCUUCUUUCAAAAGGGGCCAGUCCUGACUUGGUGUGUAGCAAAGGGGUAGCUGCAAUACACUUGGCUGUGGGUAAAGAGACAGAGAAGAACAUACGUUGCUUAAAAAUGUUGCUGCAACGUGGAGCUGAUCCUAAUGUCAGAUCAUCCGAAGGCCUGACUCCUCUACACAUCGCUGCACUGUGGGGGUGCUAUCAAAAUGUCAAGCUACUAUUAAUAAAUGGAGGAAAUCCAAAUAUUAAAGAUAAUGAUGGGAAUACACCUGGGCAACUUGCAGAGCAACAAGAAAACCAACGAUGUGCACAAGUUCUUCAGGAAUACCAGGCCAGCACAACGGACACUGAGGAGGAGGACUUCCCUCAGUUCAAAUACUCUUUAUAUUCAGAUCAGACCGACACGUCUGGCUAUCCUGAGUCAGAAUACAGUUUUUCUUCCCAAGCAUCUGUGACAUGUGACUUUGGUGAUGCCCCAUGGAGCAGCACUAGACUAUCGUCGUUUUACAACUUCCCUAACACUUCUGGAAGACCAAGUUGCAGAGAAUUGUCUUUUGACGGCUUCUCUGGCGCUUGCGUUCUUUCAAGCACUCGGAUGUCGGCUGUAGCGCCUUCAGCUCCAACACCAGUCUUCGACGAGGAUGCUUUAUGUACAGAUAAAGAACAAUUCCCAACUAAAGGAAGCAAGCAACAUUCUGCAGUGGAUGGCGCGCGCUCUCCCACCAGACAAACAGUUCGGAAAAGUGUAAGCUUUAGGGAUAUUGAUGAGUAUUGUCCUGUUUUCAGUCCUGAACGUGUUGAACACAGUUCUGCUGAAGGCAGGCAAUCCUCCAGCACGUUACCUUUUAGCAUAACUGAAUACUCUGAGUUUUUAGACUCAGAACGUGCAGCCACCAUUUUACCCCAGCAAGGCAUUGACGUCACAUCACCAGAUCACGUUUAUGUUUUCUGCAGAGAAAGCAGCGAGAGCACAGAAGAGGAAAUGGAAAAAACAGUCAUAAAUCCUUAUGCUUUAGAUGUGAGCGAGGAUGAACAGGAUGCACAAAAAAUACAAGAGCCUCAGGCGAAAGCAUUAAAACAGCAGGGACAGUCUGGUGCUGGCAGCAGCAGUGGAACCAGUAGCAGUCAUUAUAGUAGCUGUGAUAGUGACCAUUACACCAGUGCUCUGGAUGCUUCUGUGAAUCCAAAACAGGAGGCUGACAUGGCACCUGAAGAUUCAAAUGAUAAAAAGAUGAGGCAAAAUCCUCCUUCAGGUGUUCCAACACAACUUGAGACGGAUUCAAAUCCUAAAACCGUAGAGCCCCGACCAGAUCUGGUAAAACAAACAGAUGAACCAAACAGUGAUGCACCGGAUGGACCUCUGUCCGACACUCACAUCAAGGCAGACACCGCCAAGCCGGUGGAAAACACUAGAUCGGAAGCAGCUGCCGGAUUAGAGGGAAAUGACACCUUUUCUUUUACCCCAAGUCCUUUUGUGACAGGCAGGACACGUUCAAGGUUGAGCCGCUGUUCAAUGAGAACCAGCAACAACCCGGAGAGUCUUCUCGCCACAUCUUCUCUGUUUGAGGAUACUCUGCCUACACCAGUACGAACUCCUCGCCAAACAGCCAGGUCUCAGAACGGCGAAUGUCCUUACAGCUCACCCCACACACCCUACUCUACACCGUCCUGCUUAGAGAGUUGUCAACAAGAAAACGAUUUACCCAUGGGUAGCUUGGACUCACAAUCUAGCACUCAAUCUAGUCUCAGUAAAAGCCAAGCUGAUACUCUCAUUCUGUCGAGAGGUGAUAAGUCACAGUCUCUGGAUGACACAGUCAUUCUAGAACAUAAUCGCGAUAACUCACUCGAUGCCUAUGAAAAAAAUCUGGCUGAGAUUAUUCUUGCCAUUCGAAGGCAGAACUUGGAUAAUUCUGAGGGUAAAGAGUUUCUAACUGAUGAUUUGACUAGUGCUGAUGAAGAAACUACAAAAGGAAAUGGUGCCUCAUGUAGGGAGCAGGUAGACUGUGUCAUAAACAAAGACAGCUGGAUUACUGAAAGCAGCAGCACUCAGUCAGACACUGCUUCAUCUUCAUCCACUUCCAGCUGUUUUUCUCCACGGAGAUCACGGGAGGACUCUGAUCUCCCUUGUACUCCAGGUACAGGAUGCACACCAAGGUACAGCAUGAGCAGACUUUCAAACAGCCGCCGGUCAGAGCGCUUAGCUGAUUUAUCCUACACCCCGGGCGGGCGCCCUCUCAUUCAAGACCUGGACGAACCAGUGGAAUACCUUUACACGGACACAGAAGAGGGUCACAGAUUGAUCGAGACACACAUCCCGCCUACAGCAGACACAUCGAUCAGCUCCAGUAUGAGCACCACCAGCAGUGAGGAGACCAUUCUGUACGACUGGCGAUCCUUGCACUCUGAAGCAAAGGCCAACAAAGAAAAGGAGAAUGUGCAGCCCAAGACAGAAGUACAGAAGAAGGAGAAUGGUGACUCUAAGGACAGUUUGUUACCAGAAAUCAAAGGAAUUACUGACAAGGAGCUGCGACUGAGGCUUGUGGAGAUGGGGGAGAGUCCCGGUCCAAUCAGCAGUCGGACAAGGCCCACCUACAUGCAGAGACUGUGUCGCCUAUUGCAAGAAUCGAAGUCACCGCAUCCCCAGAAGCAGUCAGAGAAACAAACGGUGAACUCGAGCUUCAGUCCUGAACUGCGUGUCGUGCUACACACCUUCAAGUUGCCUGAUUGCCAAGCUGAUGAACAGGCUUUGUGGGAGCAGUUUGACCAGCCCGAUCAGAACAGGAAGUGGAGGGAGGGGAUUAUUAAAUCAAGCUUCAACUACCUUCUCCUUGAUCCAAGAGUUACCAAAAACCUCCCCUUCCGCAGUCACACCAUGACUCCUCAGGAGUGCUUCCAGACUUUCAUCCAUUCUAUAUUUUACGUGGGCAAAGGAAAACGCUCGCGUCCUUACAGCCACCUUUACGAGGCUUUAGAGUACUAUAAAGGAGAGAAGACUUGCAAGACUCUCUGCCCCAAAGUUCAGCAAAUCCUCCAGGUGUGGAACGCUGGCCAGGGAGUCAUCUCCCUCCAUUGUUUCCAGAACGUCAUUCCAGUGGAAGCUUACACAAGAGAAGCCUGCAUGGUGGAGGCCAUUGGUUUAAAAAUGCUCACCAACCAGAAACGCGGGGAUUUCUAUGGUGUUAUGUCUAACUGGCAGAUGAAAAGGAAGCGGGAACUCGGCAUCCACCUGUUAUAUCGCGCCAUGCAGAUCUUUCUGGCUGAGGGGGAAAGACAGCUCAGACCUGCUGAUAUCAGGCAGUAAAAACCACCAGCGGAGGGAUGUGUGAGCAGCUGCGAGGCACCCAUACAUUGAGACAAAAAAACCCGACUGACAUUAGAGUAGAAAGCAGUCUUUUAUUGCUCUGAUGGGAUUUGGUGUUUAUAACAUCAGGAACUUAUAAACUUUUCACUGGAAUUUUUCACAUUUUCUUUUAGUAAAAGUCUAGAAACGUAAAAUGUUUAAAUUAGGGUUUUGUAAAUGUUUUUGAUAUAUUUUUAUAUAGAUGCAACAAAUUGACCAGAAAGUUAUUGAUUUUAAACAAUUUUGGAUUUCAUAUAUUUUUUUUACUGGUCUAUCCUUAAAAACAGACUGUGAUUUAACAUUUCUUAAAAGUAUUUAGGCUUUCUACAUGGGAUCAUUUUUUUUAAUCUUUUAGAGCUUAUGAAUUUCACUGGAUUUAUUGCUUUCAUUUUGUAAAUAUAUUAUGUACUUCUCUGUAGCCCCCAACCUAAAUCCAAAAAUUAGAUCAUUGACACUCUUGAAUUUGACCUUGUAAAGUAGUUUAUUAUAUUUCUUUUGAGUAAAUAAAAUCAUCUCCGUCUUUGCCAAAAAAUAAAAAUGGGACAGAGAAAAAAAAACAAAAAACACCUGCACUUCGUUAGAUUAGCAUAAUGUUUUUAAAAAGAAUAAAUGUAUUUGUUUCAAGCUUGAUAGCCUUAACAGAAUUCAAUUUAGAGUAAUCUUGUUGAAUUAUCUUUAUAACAAUGAUUUCCAUUUAUUUAAUUUUUUUAAUUAAAAUGACAUAAAAGAAAGUUUUGCAUCAUCUGAAGAAAUGAGUUUUUUUUGUUAUUGAUUGGUUAUUACAGUUUUUCUCAGUGCUUUGUGUAAAAUAUAAAGCAUUUUGCAUAUGUAUUAUGCCUUUUAGCACUAAUUUUUUGUACUUAGUAGCCCCAUUUAGAUAAUUUCUCAUUAACUGUACCUGAUCAGUAACUGUAUUUCCAAUUGGUGUCACUUCAGGGUUUUGUAAUUGAUAAGCUGUCUAGUAGUUUUACAUCUAUGGCAAAUAAACCUAGGAAUAGCAGAUGGAUUUUUAAAAAUGUAUUUAUAAAACAUGUUUUUCCAGUUUUAGCAUUAAACGUAUGUAAUAAAUCACUGGAGUGACACAUUUGA
Molecule: messenger RNA, 4840 nt
Organism: Oryzias melastigma (Indian medaka)
Lineage: Eukaryota; Metazoa; Chordata; Actinopteri; Beloniformes; Adrianichthyidae
Gene: ankle1
Product: ankyrin repeat and LEM domain containing 1
Exons: 9
Coding region: 326-3712 (1128 amino acids)
Molecular function (GO): endonuclease activity; protein binding
Source: RefSeq, a predicted model, not a curated record